Messenger RNA from Plasmodium gonderi, 834 nucleotides. Its product is annotated as conserved protein, unknown function. The record is from RefSeq and is a predicted model, not a curated record. Gene Ontology annotation, cellular component: cytosol. Gene Ontology annotation, molecular function: protein binding. Lineage: Eukaryota; Apicomplexa; Aconoidasida; Haemosporida; Plasmodiidae. The transcript has a single exon. Gene Ontology annotation, biological process: protein insertion into ER membrane. The coding region runs from base 1 to 834 and encodes 277 amino acids.
AUGAGCAGCGAAAGAAUAAGUAAGGAAAAAAUAGCCAAGGAGAAAAUAGAAAAAGGACAGCACUAUGAAGCUCACCAACUAAUAAAAUCAAUUAUAAACCGGAAACUCCAAAAAAAUCAAGUGAAUAGUUGUAUGAGCAUAAUAUUUUAUUUUUCCCAAAAGCUGGCCAAGGUAGAACAGUACGUUUUACUCUGUGAUUUAAUGUAUCAAUGUUGCACAAUUUUUACACAACAUAAUAUAGGAUUUAAUGAAGAAUAUGCAAAAAAAAUAAUAGAAAUUUUCAAGCUAUGUCCACCUAAUUCUACAGAAGAGAAGUACAAAUUUAUGAACAAGUGUAUUUUGUGGUCAACGAAUGACGACGAUAUAUUUGGAUAUUUAGAUUUCCAUAAAGCCAUUGCUUACGCUUAUUUUGAGGAUAAGAAAUAUAGCUUAGCGCAUAAUCAUUUUUUAUAUCUAGAGGAUAAUGAAAUAUUACAUAAAAUAAUAUGCCUAUGGAGAAAAGAAGCUUACCCAAGUGAAUCUGAUUUUUUUAUUUUAAGAACAACUUUAUGUCUCCUUGUGUUAGAUAAAUUCGAACAAGCACUAGAUUUGAUAAAUAGGUUUGAACCAAAUUUAGAUAGAAAAGAUGUCCCUUUACCUAUUCAAAUUUCUUAUUUAAUUACCUGCUCAUGUAUAUACAGAAGUGUUCCAUUAUACGAAGAUGUUAAGUAUAAGUAUAGACUUAUAUUGAAUUAUGAUCCGGAUUUCCAAAAGUACAUUAAAAUACUAGAUGAUAUUGUAUUUAAUCAAAGGAAAGGCGAUUUGUUUAGCAUGUUCCAAAAUAUAUUUGGCUGA